Molecule: messenger RNA, 1081 nt
Organism: Nicotiana tabacum (common tobacco)
Lineage: Eukaryota; Viridiplantae; Streptophyta; Magnoliopsida; Solanales; Solanaceae
Molecular function (GO): metal ion binding
Source: RefSeq, a predicted model, not a curated record
AUACAAACUAUUGCGUUAAUUAUUUACUUAAAUAUAGUAAACUAUAUGAUUUGGUAUAAAUACAACUUGCAGGGUGAGGUUUUACUUCUCUUAUUUACCCAACACACAAUCUUCCAAGUUGCAACCAUUUUCUUUUUCUCUCUCUUAUUCUGCACUUUUUGUUUUGAUUCGGAAAUUGUUGGUAUUGUUCUGUUAUAAUUAUCCCUUCAAAACCACUCGUAGUAACCAUUUAGCGAAAAACUACAAUCAGUGUCUCUUUCUCAUUAUUACUGACACCUCAUUUCUUCUUCUUCUUCCUUUGAUUUCUCUUUGUAGCUGUUUCUUCAGAUUCCAUUCUCUCUUUAAGAUGAAGAAACGUAUCCUGAUAAAAGUGGAUUUAGAAGAUGCUAGAGAAAAGCGGAAGGCCUUGAAGACAGUCUCUGCUGUUUCAGGAAUUGAUGAGAUUUCGAUGGAUAUGAAAGGUAAGAUAUUAACCAUCAUUGGGACAGUUGAUCCAGUAAGUGUAGUGAGCAAAUUGCGCAAGUUUUGGUGGGCAGAGAUACUUAUAGUAGGACCAAUCAAAGAACCAAAAAAGAAAGAAGAAACUAAAAAAGAAGAAACUAAAAAGGAAGAAAUGAAGAAAGAGGAUGAGCCACCUAAAGAGGAACCAAAGAAAGAAGAGCCACCCAAAGAAGAACCUAAGAAAGAGGAACCAGCUAAAGAGGAAGCAAAGAAAAAAGAACCACCCAAGGAGGAAGCAAAAAAAGAAGAGCCUAAAAAAGAAGGAGAAAAGAAAGAACCCAAAAAAGAAGAAGAGAAGAAACCACAGCCACAUCCACAAAGGAUAUUUUUGCCACAACCACAACCUUAUCUACAAGCUGCUUAUAGGCCAUAUUAUCCUCCCAUGCACACAUCUUACCAAGUUCACCAUAGCAUGGAAGAGAAUCCUAAUGCAUGUAAUAUCUGUUAACCUUGUUGAAGAGAAAAAAGAAAGAAGUCAUAUGUAUAGGUCAGUCUCCUUUAUGUUGUUUUAGUUAUCUUAUUAUCAAGAAUGAACUCAAGACUAAUAUUUGAAGAAUAGAGAAGCUAGCUUUUGUGAAUA